AUGCUUCAAACCAACGUUCAACGAAUGCCAUCGAAAAAGUCUGCCCCUACCAACGGUCCACGGCUUUUGGCCAACCUGUCCCACACCAUCAUCGACGGGGCUACCGUACCUCCGCCUUCUCGAAUUCCAAGACGUGUGCCGAGCAAGCCUCCAAUUGCUGUGUCACCUUCCCGAUCACCACAUCGUCAGCCGCCUCAAGCUCCUUCAAAGCCGAGCAAACCCCCGAUUGCUGUGCCGCCUUCUCGUUCUCCGCCACGUCAGCUGCCUCUAGCUGCAUCAACCAGCUCAUCGUCAGACCAGCCUGCUCCUCGGCAGGCCACAAAGAACCUAAUCAUCGUCGAACCCAGCCGUUCACGAUCCCGCAACCGCAACCCAACCCGUACCGACUUCCGUGGAAAUGUUACUAGAAGACCACCACCCGACUUCAUCGCCAAUCGUUGUCCCGAUUUGACCCCUGAGCAGCUACAACGACGUCGGAAUGCCACCGAUACCUACCAUGUCGAAUUACGGUGGCAAUGGCGUACCGCAUAUGAUGACAAAUAUGGCUUUGAAGAAAAUACCGAAAGAUUCAAGCAAGAAGUGACGAAGGGACGAGGCCCGUUACGAUCGUUCUCCGUCGCCGUGCCCAGAAUUCUAGGCAUAGUGGUAAAUACGUUCCACAAAGUAGACAUGACCAGGAAGCGAAGCAUCAGUUACUUUAUGGGCCGCAGAAGCACGAAAGUCAGAAAUGUGUCGGAUGGGGAUGAUUCGGAAGAGAACAGUGUGGUUGCC
Mesorhabditis spiculigera is the source of this 771-nucleotide messenger RNA. Lineage: Eukaryota; Metazoa; Nematoda; Chromadorea; Rhabditida; Rhabditidae. The record is from the annotation of a GenBank genome assembly.